Molecule: messenger RNA, 2523 nt
Organism: Onychomys torridus (southern grasshopper mouse)
Lineage: Eukaryota; Metazoa; Chordata; Mammalia; Rodentia; Cricetidae
Gene: Trim16
Product: tripartite motif containing 16
Exons: 6
Coding region: 254-1930 (558 amino acids)
Molecular function (GO): zinc ion binding; protein binding
Source: RefSeq, a predicted model, not a curated record
GCCAGUGAAGACUGCAGAGCCAAAGGGCAGUCCUGAGCCUGAGGAUCGAGUCGCCUUGUCACUGCGGCUGGCUACUAGCCAAUCCGGAGGAGCUCAGUCCUGUCUGAGUAGCUGAGCUUCCUCGGAGGGAGGAAACAGUUAAUGUCUCAGGCAGCUGCAAUCAGCUAGGCGUGGCUCUCGGGUCUGACUUGGGCUACACAGAUCCGGAGGCAAGGGGCAGAGGAAGGACGUCUUAGUCCCGCAGAGCCUCCAGAUGGCUGAAUUGGAUUUGAUUGCCCCAGGGCCACUGACCGGGGUCAGCGUUCACCCAUUGGCCCCUCUGGUCCCAGACCCUCGGUCAGCUAUCCCAGUAGAAGAAGAGGAUGUGGACUCUCUGGGGAAGCCAGGAGAGGAAACCCAGGGGCAGGGCUGCUAUCCCGCAAAGGUCGGGGCUCCUGGUGAUGAGGGGGAGGAGGAGAUCCUGUGUGACUUCUGCCUUGGGGCCAGCAGAGUAAGGGCAGUGAAGUCUUGUCUGACCUGCAUGGUGAAUUACUGUGAGGAGCACCUGCGGCCACACCAAGAGAACAGCAAACUGCACAGCCACCAGCUGACGGAACCCGCCAAGGACCGGGAUCUGCGUACCUGCCCUGCCCACCACAGCCCUCUGGUUGCCUUCUGCUACACACACCAGCAGUGCAUCUGCCAGCAAUGUGGCGAGGGUGAGCACAGGGGCCACAGCACUGUCUCCCUGGAUGCAGCUCGCAGGAACAAAGAGGCUGACCUUCGGUGCAUGCAGCUGGACCUGGAGCAGAAGCUUAAGUUGAAUGAAAAUGCCAUUACCAGGCUCCAAGCCAACCAUAAGUCUGUUUUGGUGUCCGUGUCAGAGGUGAAGGUGGUGGCUGAAGAGAAGUUUGGGGAACUCCUUGCAGCUGUGAGGAAGGCCCAGGCUGACGUCAUGCUUUUCUUAGAGGAGAAAGAACAGGCUGCAUUGAAUCAGGUCAAUGGCAUCAAGACCCACCUGGAGUACAGGAGCAUCGAGAUGGAGAAAAGCAAGCAGGAGCUGGAGAAGUUGGCCACCAUCAGCAACACUGCACUCUUCCUGGAGGAGUAUUGCAAGAUUAAGAAGACAGAAGAGACUGUCUUCCCCAGCAUUUACAUAGGGCUGAAGGAUAAACUCUCAGGCAUCCGCAAGGUCAUCACAGACUCAACUCUGCACUUAAUCCAGUUGCUAGAGAGCUAUAAAGAAAAGCUCCAGGAGUUUUCCAGGGAAGAGGAAUAUGACAUCAGAACUCAAGUGUCUGCCGUUGUCCAGCGCAAGUAUAGGACCUCAAAACCUGAGCCCAGAACCCGGGAUGAGUUUCUCCAAUAUGCAUGUGACAUCACAUUUGACCCAGACACAGCACAUAGGUACCUUCGUCUGCAGGAGGACAACCGCAAGGUCACCAACACCACACCCUGGGAGCAUCCCUACCCGGACCUCCCCAGCAGGUUUUUGCACUGGCGGCAGGUGCUGUCCCAACAGAGUCUGUACCUGCACAGGUAUUAUUUUGAAGUGGAGAUCACUGGAGGCGGCACCUAUGUUGGCUUGACCUGCAAAGGCAUUGACCGGAAAGGGGAGGAACGAAAUGGCUGCAUUUCCGGAAACAACUUCUCCUGGAGCAUUCAUUGGAAUGGAAAGGAGUUCACAGCCUGGCACAGUGACACAGAGACCCCUCUCAAGGCUAGCCCUUUCCGGAGGCUCGGGAUCUAUGUCAACUUCCCAGGAGGAACCCUUUCUUUCUACGGCAUAGAGUAUGAUACCAUGACUCUGAUUCAGAAGUUCAACUGCAAGUUCUCAGAGCCAGUCUAUGCCGCCUUCUGGCUGUCUAAGAAAGAGAACACCAUCCGCAUUGUGGAUCUGGGAGAGGAGCCCGAGAAGCCUGCUCCGUCCUCAGUGGAGACUGCUCCUUAGACUCUAGGAUCUGCCUCCCAGACUUUGCUAACUGUGACGACUGGGCAGCAGCUGGUAUUUUAAGGUAGAGAGAAAUAUCUGCUGGUGCUAGUUGGCUCUGGAAACUGUGUGGGUCCUGAGUGAACUUUCCUGCCUGCUUCUCAUUGCAGUUCUUGAGUGAAAGCAGACACUCUAAGGCACCAAAGCCUCUCCCCAAGCCUUCUAGUGACGGGGUCUGCUCGGGUGAUUACCACCCUUCGCUCAGAAUUUAUGACUAGGGCUCUUCUGAGCAUAACAAGACUGCAUAGGGUCUGAAUAAAUCACAAACACAUCUCUGUGCAUUUCUUAUGUACUUGACCGUGUCUGGAGUGUUUUUUCUGUGUUAAUUCAUGUCAUCUUCACGGGGUAAACAUUUAUGUUGUCUUUAUGUUACACAUUAAGAGACGGUGUCAGGGCGGCUAGCUAACUUGUUCACGGUUGGUCUGGUCACUCAGUAAAUGAGGGGCAGAGUUGGGAUUCAAGUCUGGGUAGGCUAUUGUUGAACUUGUGACUACGUGUUACGCUUGCCUCAUUAGAUCAUUGUGGUGGUUUGACAGAAAAUGGCCCCCAAAGGA